Sitophilus oryzae (rice weevil) is the source of this 1005-nucleotide messenger RNA. RefSeq lists its product as uncharacterized. The transcript has a single exon. The coding region runs from base 1 to 1005 and encodes 334 amino acids. The record is from RefSeq and is a predicted model, not a curated record. Lineage: Eukaryota; Metazoa; Arthropoda; Insecta; Coleoptera; Curculionidae.
AUGGCACUGGCUACACAACAUCAGUCCUUGGAAACAGGCGGCAACCAGCUUAUGCGAGAUCUUGAAAUACUGCAUGCAUAUUACAAGAAAUGGUGCCUUAAGCCCAACCCGCUAAAAUCGGAAACUGGGGCAUUUCACUUGUCGAAUAGGUUAGCUAAAGAGGAACUGAAUGUAUAUUUUGGGGGAGAAAGAAUUAGACACAACCAAUGCCCAACAUAUCUGGGUGUCAUGUUGAACAGGACUUUAUCCUAUAAUCAGCACAUUACAAAAACCGCACAGAAAAUUAAAUCCAGAAAUAAUAUCUUGAGUAAACUCACAAGAACUUCGUGGGGUGCGGAUGGGAACACACUCAGAACUGCCGCGCUGGCUCUAACUUACUCGGCGACAGAGUACUGUGCACCGGUAUGGUACACACACACCGGUAUACACCACACGUAUAAAAUCGACGUGCAGCUCAAUGAAGCUAUGAGAGUUGUAACUGGGACAUUAAGAUCAACCCCAACAGUAUGGCUCCCGAUCCUGGCGAAUAUUGCCCCCCCUCAAAUUCGCAGAACAGCUAUGGCAAAAAAGGAGUGGAUGAAGGCUUCCACCCAAGACGGCUUACCUAUUCAACUGUCUAUCAAUCCUCCUCCUUCUAAGCGCCUCAAAUCUCGCAACCCAAUCUGGAUGGACGACGAACUUAAGAGCGAGUACAAUAUGCACUCCAAAUGGAACGAGCUUGUGGCUAACAGUCUGGGAACACGCAACUUGAACUUAGUUGCCGAUAUAUCGGGUGCCCUCCCGGGCAUGGACCUUCCUCGUUAUACCUGGAGUCGUCUAAAUCGUUUUAGGGUGGGUCAUGGCAGAUGCCGUGAUAUGCUUCAUAAAUGGGGAAUUGAAGACUCACCAGCGUGCGACUGUGGCGCCCCACGACAAACGAUGGAACACAUUCUGACCGAAUGCCUUUCCUGGGGGCAUCCAGAACUUAUUUUGCGCUACUUCUUCGGCAAUUUACUGGAUAAAUGA